GGGAUAUUGACAAAGAAUAAGGCUAUAACAUAUUCAAAAAAUCACUUAAAUCGGACAACAGGUUUAGGAGAUACGCGACCUCAAAAAUUACCUAUUUUUUAGGGUGCCCGUUUUCUAUGACGCUCAGUGUAUUUACCAACAAGUCGGUGCGUUUUGAUUCAGUUCAGUUUUAUUACAAACCUCUUUGAUAACGGGUAAACCUAGAAACACAUGUCAGAGACUCGAAUUGAAUCAAAGCGCAACCGUCUAUAUUUAAACUGUUUACUGUUCUUCUACUUGCUGUAUAUUGGUUCGUUUAUAACUCCACUUCCAAAGUUAUGAGUGACCUUCUAUCAAUAUGAUUUAUUUUUAAAAUAUCUACUAAUCACGUUAAGCGAAAGGUUUACGUUGUGAAUGAGUUCCUGGACAUUUAGACGAUUUUAUCGUUUUUUUUUUAUUGGAUGUUUGGAAUAGAGAUCUUGAGAGAGCGUUUAGUUAAGAGAAUCUUCGAGGGUAAGGACUUGGCAUCAUUCUUUUGAUCAUAUGAUAUUAACUCAAAAGUCGCUAUUGAGCAAGUAAUACAGUAUGUGACUGCGUUUAUUAAAACCACACGUUCCAUCAUACCCAAUCAUUACAGUAGAAUUUUCGUAUUCGUAAUUAUUCCAUUUUAAUCACGAGAAAAACGAGGAAAAUGUUCUUGAUAAUUAUCUCUACAUAGUAAGUACAGCUAACAUCAAUUGUGAAGAGAUUCCAGCGGGUUGCGCUAAUGACUUAUUUCACGAGUGACAGGACGGCAUACCUGAGAAGUAUUCAAUGAGAUCUUACUGCGAAAGAAUCACGCAUGAAAUGAAAUCGUAGAGAUAAUGCUACCAGUUACUGGUUCUAACACCAAAUUGUCAAUAGUCAGCGGAAAUACACCCAUAAUAUUUCAAGAAGAAUUACUAGCAAUACGUUUUUGUGCUCAAGAGCCAAAUUAUUUAUUGCCUUGUAUAGCCACACUGGAGACUGAGGUCUACACCUUAUGAGUUGGAAUUGCUAGCAAUUCAUUUAGCAAAUUUCUACGCUCAUGCAAGCAAUUCAUUAAUAAACUCCUUUUAUCCGACCAGAGCCAUUUAACCAAAAAGUUGCAGAAUGAAAGAUGUCAAAAAACGGAAAAGGAAUUUAAUGUAGCCUACUGGGAAAAUAAAUCAGCCCACAGGCAGCCAAACAUGAUAUUACCGCCUUCUAUACUCUCUCUGUAGUUCUCUCGUUGCGAAAAAAUACUCGAGCUUCAGACAAAUGACUAUAAACACAUCUGUUCUCACUGGCACACUGUUCACUCAAAUAUUAUCAGCUCUGUAAAAUGACCAAAGUGAUCAGAGCAACAUACAGAGAACAUAUUUGGAGGUCAAUUCUUCGCCAACGCCAACGGACAGGUCUUUUUAGAACAUCACCAGAUAAAAAAUGUACCUCCGAAACGGAUAAUAGGCUUGCUGAGAAGCCUAGAUCUCUUGAACGGAACAUAGAUACCAGGCGUGCACAAGAGAUCUUUCAGAUUUCAGAUCCUUAAGAUCUUUCACCACAGUGUGGAAAGGUCUACAAGCCCAAACGACUCCCUUGGAAUCUAAAAUACGUGAAGUGUUAUUGUUAAAUGUUAGUUUAACCUCUGCUAGGCAAACAGUCUGGCCCCCCUCCCUCCCACUGGUUCACUGACAAUGUGAUUUGUGAAAGACCAAAUGGAAGAAGAUUUGUAGGACGAAGACGAAGAUGACGACGACUUCUUCUUUUUAUUUAACUGACGUCAAAUUGUAUUUAUUUGAUUAAAUAAACGUCAUAUAUUUAUGUAUUAAUAUUUGAAAUAUAGUUUUUUUUUCAAAAUUGUUCUGGAAAUCAUAAAUACAAAAGAUGAAGUUUAUUUGCAGAAAAUUUAAAGUACUAAAAAAUGCUGACCUUUACGGAAGUUCUAUAAAUAAGUUUAAAGCAAAUUCAGUUUUCCACAAAUUAUCUGCAAGUUUUAGUUCACCCAUUAUUCCAAUGGCAAAUUCCUUCUACACUAGUAAGCGUUUUAUGACUAAUUCCUGUGAUGGAGGAAAUAAAAAUAAAAUUUCUGGAAGGCAUCAGUUUCACAAAGAUACUGAGAAUAAACUUAAUGAACAAGUCUUAGAGGAAUUUAAGGCAGCUUAUGAAUAUCUUACAAUAGGUCAUUACUUUGGACGAACAGAUGUUGCUUUACCGGGAUGUCAAGGCUUUUUUAUGAAUAUGUAUGAGGAGGAACUGGGUCAUGCUAACAUAUUUACCAAUUAUGUGCUUAUGAGAGGAGGUCAUGUAAACCUAAAAAGUAUUCCUGUGCCAGAAAUCAAAACUUGGACGGUUACUGAAGCUUUUAGUCGGGCUGUUCAAAUGGAACAGGGUAUAAAAGAAAAACUGAAUGAAGUUUUCGAUGUAGCCGAAAAGCAUAAGGAUCUCCAUAUCAUGGAUUUGGUCUCAACUGAGUUUAUGGAGGAACAACAUAGAUCGAUAUGCGAAAUAGCAAGACUUGUUACUCGGUCUAAAAUAACCGACACAAAAGUAGGAGAGUACCUUUUUGAUCAAAUGAUAUUUGAAUCUUUUGUGAAGAAAGAAAAAGAAAAUCUUAUGAAUGAACGUAGAUUACAACUUGUAGAAGGCGAUGAUAAGCACGGAAUAUAUAAAUAAAAUUGAUGUAUUUCAUUUAGUUUUCUUUUAACAACCUACAUGGGUUAUUUUAUUAAUUUGAUACUUUCAGUUCUGUAGAAUGAAAAGACGAAUUAUGCGAAGUACAAUAUAUACCUACCGCAUAAACUAAAAUAAAAAAAAAAGAAAUGGAAAAUAUUUGAUGAAAUAUGGUCUUGGCAAGAUAUAUGUGGACCAAUUAAACAGCCAUAAUUCAGUAAGAAACCUUUUGCCUUUUAGGUCAAAACGUGACAGUUUUCUUCAUUAUUUUCAAUUCUUAGUUUUUGUUCAUGUAACUAUCGCUUUCUUGGUCGAUCUGUUUAAUCAUAUCUUUAUGUUUAUUGAAAUGAGUAAAAAUGGCCACUGUUCACUGCCCUCUGUGAUAUAGACGUAUUUUAAAUGGCAAUUACAUGAAAAAUAUCAUUUGCCCCCAAUAAAAAUAUAUUAUACAAUCAUCAGUAAGCGAAACAGAAUUCAUUGAUAUUAAUUUCAUAUCCGUAAACAGUCUACCUUUUUGCGGAACUAAUAUCCAUUGUUUAUGCUUACCUUUUAAUAACCUCAAUCUUAAAUGUUCAAAUGAUAAAAUUUAAACGUAAAAAAUAUACUGACCCAUUGUUACAGUUAUAAAUCCUUUAAAGUUUAAGUAAUUUUAUUUGCAGUUAAUAUACGACUAAUAUAUUAAAAGUGACUUGCACCACUUGAACCUAACUCCAACCCGUGAAUCAUUAACUAUUACUCACGGGUAAAGUAUUGGGUGUUAUUAUCUGUGCAAAAAUAGUGAAUCAUGAGCAUUUUAUUAAACGGUCGUAGAAAAAAGCAUUUAUUAUGAAAACCAAAGUUUGCCUUUUCUGGGAUAUUUAUAAAAAGAGAUCUGAUUUGUUAGUGUCCUCGAAUAGGUAUGUUAACAUGUUGAAUAUGAGUGAAAUCGCUUACUCACUUUUGAUGCAGCUGUUUUCUUCUAUACACAAUUAUGCCUAAGAAUAUUUAUCUCAACUUAAAAAAAAAGAUCUCCUUAUUAUUUGUUAUAUUAUAUUUUUUAAUUAAGUAUUAUUACCCCGAAAUAUACCUGUUGUAAUUGUAGAUUAAAUUAUAGUUUUUAAGAAACUUGUAAUAUUAUUCUAAUGGCGUGCCAUAAUGACAUCGACAUUUUAAGUGUUCUGUAUAAAUUUAGUAGCUUCUGACAGAGGUUAAAGAUUGGAAUUAUUAUCGCUUUUUUAUUCGGUAUCAUAUUCUUUUUUUGUUCUUUCUUGUUUGUUAUUAAAGUUAUACGUAAAAAGUAAGAUAUUUAGUUGUUGUUUAAUGCUAACAACUAGAAUAGACAAUACCAGUAGAGUUCUGCAAUUGAAAUACUUGGAAAGACCUGAGGGUGGUGGUCAAAUCAAGGAGUCUCAAGAAAAAUAAAAGAAAAAGGAAUCUGUAUCUAAAAUGAUAUGAAUGACAGCAAAAGUACCUUAAGAAGCGUCCCACCAUCAAAUGAAGAUUGACAAAGCGAAGGAAGAUAACCACAUUCUGCACGGUGUCCCGAGUACUUCCGAGAGCACACCUCCUCCAAAUCAACGCAUCCCGUGUGUAAGACGUGAAGUGACAUCCAUAAGCAUAAAGUUAAAUUCAAAAUCCGAACAACUGGACAUGCCAACCUGAUCUUAGCCCCUAGUGAUAAACGCAACAUCACACCCAUCUCCAAUGAUAGAGACGAUGGAACGAAGUGCCAAUUUUGUAUAAAGGUCUUCAAAACUGUUUUGUAUAAAGGUCUUUAAAUAAGAAACCCUCGAAGAUCUGAGAAAAACUAGUAAACUUUUGUUUAAAAAACAAAAAGUUAUAUGUAUAUGUGGAAAGGUAGAAGAAGGUAGAGGAAUGCACCUCACUCUCUCCUCCGAAAUCCCGGCCCAAAAGUGGUGUUACCCAAAAACAAGAGUCUGUCUUCAAUCAAUGUAUACUCCUCAUAGUGGCUCCCAGACAUGGACGUUUACAAAGGAAAAUUCGGAAAAAAUAGCAAAUACAGAAAGAUCCAUGGACAGACAAAUGCUAAACAUGAAACUAUCACACAGGAAAAGAAACGAAUGGAUCCUUAACAAAACAAAAGUGAAAGUCCACAAGGAAGAAUUUCUUGUAGCUGGCUGUAUACCAUUAAUUACAAGUAAAAUUUAAUAAAACAUUUUUGUCUUGGUAAAAGGUGUAUUAGUUUAAAAAGCCCCUAUAGGGCUACAAACAUAGAAACAGAACGUUUUCGCUCUGUAACAAGAGCAUCAUCAGUAUUACCUAAAAUAAGUAUAACCAUAUUAAUUAAAGCAAAAUGUUAAAGUUAAAAUGAUGACCAAGGUAAAAGCAAAGUUUGGUUAUACUUACAAGAACAUGGUGAGCCAACCAAAAAAUACAAAGGUCAAAACCUUUCAAAAACAGACUAAAAGUCUCAUAUAAAUGCAAACAUGGCAAAUUCCAAAGGAUGGAUAUAAUUCCUAUGGAUACGGCCCUAGGGUAACAUAUGACUCCCACGUGGUAAGUGGGUCAAUAGGUAGCAAUUAGGUCAUUAUGUUACAAGAGGUGACAGGCAACUAAGAGAUGAGCUUUCAAAAGCGAAUCUGUCUGAUGUUAGGACAACAAUUGUCAAUGAAACUUGAAGUUUUAUGAAAUGUUGGUUACGCGGACACUAAAUUUAAAGUUGUUUAUGGUACAAGCAAUGAUAACAGAUAACAUCAGUGUGUUGGAAUUAUACAAAUACAAGAGUUAGUGAGAAUAAAUUAUCUAAGAUGUAAAAAAGGGGACGAAUUUGAAAACCCACAAUCAUCAAUGAGGUGUACAUGAAUUGAUGAAGCAAAGAUAGGCAAACCAAAAUACAGAAGGUAUGUUUUGUAGUUUGUGUUGAAAAUAGAUAAUUAAUAUUUGUGACCCAAUACAAAUGAUGGCUGAUAAAACUGGCUGAAAUAAAGAUGAGACAAAUAAAUAGGGGUUGUCAUAUCAAAUGCUGAGAAAUGUUGUAAAUACAAAAACUUGUUUAUAAGUUAAUAGGAUAUAGAUGGAUUCAUCAACACAAAUUUAAAAGACUGAAAAGGUUGUUUUAAAAAGCUUAGUCCUAAUUUCUUUAUUCUGCCCUUUUAUGUUAAAUAACAUCUAGGGCAAGGAAAAAUUAAUAAAAUUGGAUAAAAGUAUCUAAGCUAUAUCUAAAGUGAGGUCAGAUGAAGAUAAGUGUUGAGUAAAAUUGUAGAGUAUGUGGGAAAAAAAUUAAAAUUAUGUUUAUUUAAUUAAAUUAGAAGGUAAAACAGAAUAAAAGAAAGGUGGAUAGAUAAAUGAGGUUGUGGAAAAAAAAAUUGAUAUCAGAAUUGAAACUAAUGAUAAAUAUUGAGAGACUGGGAACUCCAGAGACCAGGCAACCAAACAAACCAGAUGAUGAGAGUAAAAGGUGGGCUGAAUAGUAUAACUUAAUAUGUGAAACUUGAUUGAAUUAUUGUAAAGUAUUGUUGGAUGAAUGAGUUGAGAAUAUGAAAAGAACGAAAACGUUUUGUUUCUAUGUUUGUAGCCAUAAGGGGCUUUUUAAACUAAAAUACCUUUCACCAAGACAAACAUUUUUUAUUAAAAGUGAAAGAUGUCUCAACCCAAGUAGCAAAGUUUAAAUGGAAGUUUGCUGGUCACACCCUAAGGCAGAAGGAUGAAAGAUGGACUAACACGGUUAUACAUUAAAAAUCAUAGAACCACAAACGAAAAAGGGAAAGGCCACAAAUCCGAUGGUCAGAUGACCCGAAUGAAGAAACACGCCGGGUCAAAAUGGAUGCUAAUUUUCCAAGAUAGAGAGGCAUGGAAGAAAGAAGAGUAGACCAAUAUCCAAGAAUGGAUGUUAGGGCUGAUUAGAUAGAUUUUUUUUUGUUUUAUGACAUAGGCCUGGUUGUCAAUUAGCCAGUCACAACUUUUUUGUUUUCUAUUCAUACAUAAAGAAGGCAAUGAUGUCCUUAGAGUUCCGUAGCAAACUCUUCCACAGCUCUCUACUCAGUUCAAAAUCUGCAGCUGGCCGCUAUGGACUAUCCAAGUUGCUCACCACAUUUUUCCAUUAUACAUCUUCUUCUUCUUCUUUUUCCAUAUGAUGAGAUAUAUAGAAGGAAUCUUUGUUUAAUAAAAUAGAAACAGUUAUGUUAAACACUUUUUAUUCUUAACGGUAUGUCAAUCAAGUGAUCAUAAUUCCACUCCUCUUUAGCCUCCCUACAGCCAAGCAGUUUCUUGAUGAAUAUAAAAAACAUUCCUUAAACAGUGAUACAAACUUCUAGUCAGUGUUUAGAUAAUUAGACUUGUAAAUAUUUUAGUUUAAAUAGCAUGUGUUGUGAAUAUUGUUUUUUCAAUAUAUUUGUGUGUUUAUUAGAUAAUAGGUUUAUGUGGUGUUAUAAAGAGAAAAUUACUCAAAUUAUACAUUAUUGUCUUUCACGGAAACGUCAGCCAUAAGUUUUAUUAGAUUUUAAGUGAUGUGUUUCGUGUAGAUGUUUUCACGAAAUACUUUGUAAUUUUAUAUCUGGAUAAAUUUAAGUAUACUUAUACAGUGUGUCCACGGUUGGGGUGCCCAAGAGGAAAAACUUUUUUAUUUUCAAUUUUAACGAAAAAUGUCAUUCUUGAUAAAAAGUUUUGCUUGUUCUAAAACCCCAUAAAAUAAAAUAAAAUUCAAGUUUUUCAAAUCCUGCUUAAUUUUGUAGCCAAUUUUAUGUAAAUCCCUAUAAAUUUUUGAACAAAGUUCGAAAUUGUAGCAAUAAUAACUUAGAGAACAACCCUUUCGCUUCUCUGGAUUAUGAAGCCAGACUUUGUCGUUCUCCUUGAAUCAUCAAAUUAUUUAUUAAUUAAAUAAUUAUUAAUCCAGUAAUUUUAAUAAUGAAAUUUAACACAAGAUAAAUUCUUUAUUGAACGCUUAACAAUGUCGAAAAAAAUGACAAUUCGCAAAUUAUUUAUCGGAGUUGACGUCCAAUGAAGCUGAAGGAAAAAUUCUAUAAAACAGCCAUAAGACCUGCUAUGAUGUACGGAACUGAAUGUUUGACAGUGAAAAAGUAAGAAGAACAACGAAUGCAUGUGGCGGAAAGAACAAUGCUUAGGUGGAUGAGUGGAGUGACAAAAAAAGGAUAAAAUUAAAAAUGAGUAUAUUAGGGGAAGUCUAGGUGUGGCACCAAUUAAUGCCAAAAUGAGAGAGCAUAGGUUAAGAUGGUUUGGUCAUGUUCAAUAUCAUGACGCUAAUCACCCAAUAUGAAGAAUUGAAAGUGCAGAUUCCUGGAAGGAGUAGGAGAGGAAGACCAAAGAAGACGUGGGGGGGAGACGAUUAGGCAGGACAUGUUGGUAAAGGGGAUUAAUAUUGAUAUGACCCAGGAUUUAAUUGUGUGGAGAAAUGCAAUUAGGGAAACCGACCCCGCAUAGGGAUAAGGUAAAGAGAAUGAUGAUGAUGAUGAUGAUCCAUUAGUGUUAUGUGAUUUGUCGAAUGCAUUCUUCUUGAUUAUUUUGUGCAGGUUUUACAGGUAUCUAACUCGAUCUUUACUAAUAAUCAGGUAGUCUACAUGUUAAUAGAGGAUUUCUAAUCGAUAAAGUUACGAAAUAUAUAAUGUUAGCUAUUAAAAAUAUUUUUUUAAUUAAUUCUAAAUAUUAAAUAUAUACAAACAUGUAAAAUAUUCAUAAACUAUUGUUUAACUAAGUCAAUUUGGGAGUAUCUACACUACCUACACCCAAGUAGUAUAACAACAAAUAUUUUAUAUAGCUUUUGGGAUUACUUAAAUUUAUAUUCAGAAAAGGUUGCAAAAAAUAGUUAUACUCUAUUAAAUUUUGAUGUGCGGUUUCUGAAAAGGGACGAAACCUAAAAGGAUAUUUAAGACGCAUUACACGCCCCAUGUUUGUUACGCAAGUACAAGCCCGUUAGCAAUUUGCCGCCAUAUACUAAAGCGGCUUAAUAUUAACCAAAUAUUAUUAAUUGUGUAAAUUCUAUUUUCAAAAGUCCUUUAGUAUUCCGAAUUAGAAUUGAUAUUGUUGUUUUGUUUUUUUUCCUUUUAUGUGACGGGGUAACUGAUGUCACGUGUUUUGAGACUUUUUGGAGCUGUGGCAAAUUGCCUCGAGUGCGUGUACUGCCGUGUUAAUAUGCUACUAAUAAUUGAAUACUACAAUGAAACAAUUAACGGACACUAAUAAAAAUAUGAUUUAGGUUAGGUUAGGUUUACCGCACACCAGAAACUAAAUCGCCUUUAUUUGGUAUGAGCCUAUUCCCCGGUGAGUCUAUUUAAAACUUUAUUUGAGAAAAGAACCAAAUAAAAAUAUUUUUAAAUAUUUAUACCAAAUUUAAUAAUUAAUAGAUUAAUUGAAUUUUAAUACAAUUUAAUAAAAAAAUGUUUGAUUGAAAUUUAUUUUUAAUAUUAUAACAUAAAAUAUAAAAUAGAUCACUGUUUUUAGUUACCUACACAGUAAAAAAAUCAAUCGAUGUCGCUGAAUUAUUAGCUUCCUUAGCAGAAUGAUAUUUCUUUCUGGAUCCAUGACUUUAGAACCACCUUGUAUAUUUUUUUGAUAUUUUUUGGUACACAUAUACACAUGUACACAUUUGGGACGCAAACUACCCAACUACUAAUCACAAGAAAAAUCCAGGUCCGGAUUAACAAAAAAAUAUAAAUUCAUUGUGACCUUGAAACAACACCCUGCAUAUUGAAAUUUUCAAAAUCUGUUCGCAUAUUUGAAAAGAGCACAAAAAACUGAGUUUAUAGGUUCGCUUCAAUUUUUGCGCAAACAAUUCAAUGACUUUAAUUUUGAAAUUAUAUUGAAAUUUUUAAGAACUCUGCGAUUAAAAAGCAAGUAUUUUUAACUUUGAUUCAGAAAUUAUUAAAGUUAAUGAAUAAAUACUAAUUUUAAAAAUACAUUAUUGACUACAUUGGACGACCCACUUACUAAUCAUAAGAAAAAUCCAGGUCCGGAUUAACAAAAAAUAUAAAGUCCAUAAUUGUGACCUUGAAACAACACCCUGUAUAUUGAAAUUUUCAAAAUCCGUUUACACAUUUGAAAAUAGCACAAACAGCUAAGUUUACUGGUUAUCUUCAAUUUUUUGCAUAAACAAUUUAAUGAUAUUUAUUUUGAAAUUAUAAUUCUUAGUUCUUAAAAAUUUUGACACAAUUUCAAAAUUAAAGUCAUUAAAUUGUCUGCGCAAAAAAUGGAAGCGAACCAUUAAAAUUGGUUUUUUGUGCUCUUUUCAGAUGUGCAAACGGAUAUUAAAAAUUUCAGUAUAGGUACAGGGUGCUGUUUCAAGAUCAAAAUUACUUUAUAUUUUUUUUUUGUUAAUCCGGACCUGGAUUUUCUUAUUAUUGAUCCAAUCCGUUCCAAUGUAGUAAAUAAGUAUUGAUUAUUUUUUUCAUGAGUAUUUAUUCAAUAACUGUAAUAAUUUAUUAUUCAAAUUGAUACCUGCUUUUUAAUCUCAGAGUUCUUAAAAAUUCAAUAUAAUUUCAAAAUUACAUUCGUUAAAUUGUCUGCGCAAAAAAUUGAAGAGAACCAAUAAACUUUUUUGUGUCCUUUUCAAAUAUGCAAAUGGAUUUUGAAAAUUUCAAUAUACUUGGUAUUGUUUCAAGGUCACAAUGAAUCUAUAUUUUUUUAUAAUCCUUAUAUAUCUUGUGAUCCUGAAGAAAAGGGAAUCGUCUUAACUGGAGGACAAAGGUCUUAAAAUAGAUUAUCAUCCGAUUAUCUAAUUUUCAAGUUUCAUGGUUUAUUGACUUCAUAAUGGCGUUUAACAUUACUGAAUGCGGAAUGGUUAAAAAUAAUUACAAAAUUUAUAGGACACAUUUGGUUCUUUUUCCUGAAUAAAACGACUUAUUUGAACAAACACUAGCACAUUAAAAACUGCUUUUAAUUAUGUACUGGUGGUACUUUUUUUUAACCUACCAGUAAAUAAUUGGGCAUAGGGCGUAAAGUAAACGUUAAAAAAACAAAUUUAACAUCACUUUUCGUUUUCCAUCUGUACCUACUUCUUAGGACUUUAGUAAAACUGCAUACUUUGACAAUUUGUUUUUUAUUCCAUUUGAUAUUAAAUAUUACUUCAGAUCGUUUUAUACUGGAUCAUAUCAACCCAAAAAUAUAUUCUUUAUAGUCAUGUCAAAGUUCAUCAUUGUUGGUGGUCCUAUUUGAGCUUUGAUAUUCCCUUAUUCCCUAGUCUAUUUAGCCCAGCGUUUUCGUCCAUUGCCAACCGUUGAACGUUACAUCUUUGGCACAGGCAUAGAUAAUAUGGUUCACCUGAUAGUGUAAUUUUUCAUUCGUUCUUGAGAGGUGUUGAAUUUUGAGCUUACUUAUUUUUAUGAAGAUGCUAUUUCUUUAUAUUUUUUAUGGAUUUAAAAGUUUCCUUCUUCUCGCCUUCUUCAUAUCCCAUUUAUUCUUCCUAAGAUCUCUCACUUGAAAAUGAGUAGACAUAGUUUAGACGCUUUUUCCAUUUCAAAUAUCUACAUCACUAGUACAAUAAGUGUCUUGUGUAUUGUUAGUUUGGUUUUUUGACUUUCCGUUUUAUAGAUACUUGCUUAACCUAGAGUAACACAUGUUCGCUAACAUCCUAGUAUCAUUAUUUUUCUGUAUUUAUUUAUUAUUUUUUUUUUGUUAUGGAGUUAUAUUUGGUCAUGAGGGAAUAUGAAUUUGUUUAAAGCCUCAAAAUUGCCGUGUUGCAUGUUAAUUUGACAAACUUUUUACCUCUAGCUCUGCUAUUUGCAGUCAACAUCAUUACUUUGGUUUUAACUUUUGCUUAUUGUAAGGCCCAUAUUUCUGCCUCAAUUAAGAAGGAGGUAAAUGAUUCUAAGUUUUUGGUUGGUGUGAGCCUGUGAGCGGAUAAUUCCAGAAAAGUAUCGGUUAUAAUUUGCGUUGAUUUAUUAAAGGGAUUACAUCUGCCUAUUGAAUGUAAAAUUCAGUUUGUUGAAAAAAAGGAAUAGUGUGUAUAGGAUGUUGUGUUUUCCAAGUAAGACGCGUUGUAUCAAGUUUAACUUGGAAAACAAAAUUACUAAAUUACUAUGAGUGGAGAAACUCCUCUAGCACAUUGAACAUAAUGAAAUUAUAUACUUCUGCCUACAUGUAUAUCUGUUCCUAUCUUUAUUCUUUACUUACUUAUCUAUUAAAGCAUUAUCAUUUAUUACUUCUACAUCUUACUACACUCGACACUAUGUAUUGUAUCAUUUCUUCCACACGACGAGUGACGUUUUUACAUUUAUAUCUUCUUAUUGCGCCGUUCCUUUCGAAGGUUGGCGAUCCAAAUGGCAAUUGUAGCUUUGCAAACUGCUGCACGAAAAAUAGCAUAAAUACUUUUAUAUACAUAAUCAGAAAAAACAUUGAAAGGAUAAACCUAAGUAGAUGUGCUAGUGUAAAUCGAAUUUUGCGUAUAGAUAGGUAUACUCAAGUAAAUGUUCGCUAAAAAUGUAUUGGAAUUGAUUGUUAAGGGAUUUUUAAAUUUUAUGGGAAAUUAUUUUAAAUAUUGUUACUGAGUACUUGCGAUCACUAAGUGAUCUAAAUGAAUUUUAAUUUCUAACAGGGUAAUACCUUCAGAAUUGUAAGGUUAAUUUAGGUUAAUGUAGGUGAAUUUAUUUCUUUCAUAUUGUGUUUUUUAAAUGUCGGUCUGUGUAAAUAGAUAUAAACGUAGAAAUAUAUAGCAUAGUAGAAUAGCUGUUCAAGGUCAUAAUCGACCACAUGUUUCUGGAUUAGAAUAGACUACAACAGAUGUCUGGGAAGUUCUUCUUGAUUUUCCAAAAUUUUAAUUUUUGGAUAAGUGUUGUUUUUCAAAUAAACGCUUCAAUUUGUAUUGAAAGUAGGACGAAUUUUCAUGCAAAAUUUUUUUAACCCCCUACCGCCCCACAUCAACCCCCAGUUAUUUUUUAAAUAGUCGAGUGGCACAUCAUUUGAAAUGUAAUUUUUGUAUCUACAUGACCCUCUAUUCUUUUUUUAAUUUGCGAAAUAACUUUUACAGAUAAUUUUGGGAUUUAACUGAUUUAUAAUAAAUUUGUUAAGUCCAAAAUUAUUACGUAAAUUAAAAAAACAGAGUAUCGUGUAGAGUGUAGAGAAAACAAUUGCCUUUCAAAUGAUGUGCCACUCGACCACACUUGUUGUUUAAAAAAAAAACUGUGGGUUAAUGCGGGGCAGUAAGGGGUUACAUUUGAGGGCAUGAAUUUUGCAUGAAAAUUCGCCCCUCUUCCAGUAUAAAUUGACGUGUUUCUUUAAAUUUUGAAGAAGCUCUUGGUUUCUGAGUUUCUGGGGGGGGGGGGGGGUCAAAUUUUCGUUGGAACAGUCUGUAUAAAUGUUAUGUAUUCUAACCGUAUAUUGUUAAUAUUACUAUAGAUUUUUGUCAAUUUUUUUAAUAAAAUGUAUUUGUUAAUAUGAACUUUAAAACACAGGAAUUUGAAAUGAUUAAUCGAUAGCAAAAUAUGUGUAGGUACAUAUAUAAAUCCGUUAAUCCAUCCAAAUAUUAUAAAACUAACUCAACUAAAGUACCUGUUCACAGUUUUUAGGAUGAUUUAGUCUUUAGUGAGUUAUCAUAAAAAUGGCCCGCUGAACAAUUUGUUUAUCCUGGAGAGCGAUUAUUUAACCCUGCGGUGGUAGCGCCUAUUUUAACACAAAUUUGAUGCGCCGGGUUCACCAGACCCGAUAUAUAAAUAUAAUAUAAAUAUAUAUUUUUGUAUAUUUUUAAAUAUUUUCUUUGCCUUUAUUAAUUAAAUAUCUUCUUAUAAAUACGCUUGUGUGAAAAUGAUAUUAAAUAAUAUAUUAUUUCAAUAUUUUUUGACAUUUCUUUUCAACCCUACAUUUUGAUACAAGAAAAAACGUUUAACUUAAAAAAAAUUUAUUUACCCCCUAAUAAAACAUGACAUAUUUAUUUUAAAGAAACAUAAAAAGUAAUUUAUUAUUUACAACUAUGUGACUACAGCUGUUUCGGCAGAGUGCCUUUCUCAAGUGAUAUAAGUUACAAUGUGUUUGC
Molecule: messenger RNA, 13564 nt
Organism: Diabrotica virgifera virgifera (western corn rootworm)
Lineage: Eukaryota; Metazoa; Arthropoda; Insecta; Coleoptera; Chrysomelidae
Product: soma ferritin-like
Exons: 1
Coding region: 1864-2652 (262 amino acids)
Biological process (GO): intracellular iron ion homeostasis; iron ion transport
Cellular component (GO): cytoplasm
Molecular function (GO): ferrous iron binding; ferric iron binding
Source: RefSeq, a predicted model, not a curated record